Molecule: messenger RNA, 2117 nt
Organism: Entelurus aequoreus (snake pipefish)
Lineage: Eukaryota; Metazoa; Chordata; Actinopteri; Syngnathiformes; Syngnathidae
Exons: 3
Coding region: 321-1133 (270 amino acids)
Source: RefSeq, a predicted model, not a curated record
GGGAAAACCUCGAGGUUCAAAGACAAGUGAACUCCGUAGUUUAAUCGACGAUAAAAGUUACUUCUGAAGUGUAAUUCGAAGCGGUUCACGGUCUCUUAGCACCUGGAUAAUGAGGAAACAAGUUGACGCUGGUUCUAACGAGACAUUACCACUAUGGAGGGGGGCGUGGCCUGCGGGCCUGCCGCGGAGCGGAGUGUGCAAGGACCGGCCUUGAAGACAGCGGCAGGAGCAGCCGGGACGAGAGAUGUGGUUGGAGUGGCUGGCGAGCAGACGGAUGAGACCGAGAGACAUCAUGCUGGAAAGCAAGACCAUACGGCUGUAUGAAAAUAAAAGACUGUUACCUCAGACUACCGGGCUCACAAGAGAAUCUUUGUGUCCGGGGGACCCACAGGAGGGCAACCUCCACAUUUUGGCGCCCAACGAACCUGAUCAAAGAUGACAGAGUCCGACCCCCUGGCAGCGUUGGCGCGGGUUCUCGCGGAGGUGACGGCGGCCAGUCAUCAACAGCUGGAGGCGGUCCAACAGCAGGUGGCCUAGCAAAGCCUAAUCCUGCAGGCGAUGGCGGACUGGGGAGGAGCGGCACCACCAACAUCAGCGGCCGUCUCCAUGCAGCGCAUGGGGGAAAAGAGGACCCCCAUGCCUUCAUAGACAUUUUUGUGGCCACGGCGGAGGAAUGCGCGUGGCCGGAGGAGGGGUGGGGAGUACACUUGCUGCCAUUGCUGGCGGGAGAAGCGCAGCGGGCGGUGCUCAGCCUACCGGCGCUUAGCCUACCGGCGGCAUCCCGCAUGCGCUUCCCGGACCUGAGACGGGCGGUGCUCGACCAAACCGGCAGCACCAGCCAGGACCACCGGCGCUGGUUCCGGGCACCACCGGUGCCACAGGUGAUCCGGGUUGCCGGCCCUCUGGCGCCCUCCACUGACGCCGGUUCCGGGCGCUGCGCAUGGGGGCAGCGGAUCGUCGGUUCGUGUUGGGGCAGCAGCUCCAGGAUGCGGCGACACGCUGGCUGCAGCAGGGCGAAGGUGACGUCCAGGUGGUGGAGCAGCUUGUCCUGGAGCAGUUCCUGGAGGCGAUCCCAGCGCGGACAGCGGCCUGGGUCUGCUACCACCGGCCACAAGACCUGGCAGCAGCAGUGACGCUAGCAGAGAACCAUCUGGCGGUGCACCGCGAGGCGCGAAGGGAGGAGAGGACCAUGGAGGCAGCCGAGCGUCCAGCCCCGGGGCCGCGCGCGCAGCGAGAGGAGGAGGCGGCGCCGCCGGUCCCGCGCAACUGACUCUUUUUGUUGUGCUGCCUUGCAGUUCCCGGCUGCUGCUGAUACAGUGCUUCCCGCGCAGACGGCCCCUCAAACGCCUGGGCAGGCGUGCUGGAGGCGUGGGUAGCCCGGUCACGUGCGUCAGGUACCUCCAUGCGUGGAGGUGAGGCAGGUGAUCUGAGUUGCCGGCCCUCUGGCGCCCUCCACCGACGCGGGUUCCCGGCGCUGCGCAUGGGGGCAGCAGAUCGUCCGUUCGUGUUAGGGCAGCAGCUCCAGGAUGCGGCGACGCGCUGGCUGCAGCCGGGCGAAGGCGACGUCCAGGUGGUGGAGCAGCUUGUCCUGGAGCAGUUCCGGGAGGCGAUCCCAGCGCGGACAGCGGCCUGGGUCCGCUACCACCGGCCACAAGACCUGGCAGCAGCAGUGAAGCUAGCAGAGGACCAUCUGGCGGUGCACCGCUAAGCCGCGAAGGGAGGAGAGGACCAUGGAGGCAGCCGAGCGCCCAGCCCCGGGGCCGCACAGGCCGUGCGCGCAGCGAGAAGAGGCGGCGCCUCGCAACUGACUAUUUUUGUUGUGCUGCCUUGCAGUUCCCGGCUGCUGCGGAUACAGUGCUUCCCGCGCAGACGGCCCCUCAAACGCCUGGGCAGGCGUGCUGGAGGCGUGGGCAGCCCGGUCACGUGCGUCAGGGGACCUCCACGUGUGGAGGUGAGACAGGUGAUCCGGGUUGCUGGCCCUCUGGCGCCCUCCACUGACGCCGGUUCCGGGCGCUGCGCAUGGGGGCAGCGGAUCGUCGGUUCGUGUUGGGGCAGCAGCUCCAGGAUGCGGCGACACGCUGGCUGCAGCAGGGCGAAGGUGACGUCCAGGUGGUGGA